ACUGGGGUCCAGCCGGGCGGGGGGGGGUGGGCCGGGAUGGAUGGGGCCGCGGCGCCGCGGAGGAGUGCGCGGGAGCGCGCCGGGAGCCAGCCGGGCGGCCGCCAGGAGAAGAGCCCGCCGGAGAGGAAGGUUUACAUGGACUAUAACGCCACCACCCCCCUGGAGCCCCAAGUCAUGCAGGCUGUGACCGAGGCCAUGCAAGAGGCCUGGGGAAACCCCAGCAGCCCAUACCCCGCCGGAAGGAAAGCCAAGGACAUCAUAAAUGGGGCGCGGGAGGCCCUGGCGAGAAUGAUCGGAGGCAAAUCUCAGGACCUCAUCUUCACCUCUGGGGGCACUGAGUCCAAUAACUUAGUGAUCCAGUCUGUGGUGAGACAUUUCCACGAAAGCCAGGCCUCCAGGGGGGACCUGGCAGAGCAGCCCGGCCCCGCCGAGGGUGCCAAGCCCCACGUUGUCACGUGCACAGUGGAACACGACUCGAUCCGGCUGCCCCUGGAGCACCUGGUGGAGAAACAAGUGGCCGAGGUGACCUUCGUGCCGGUGUCCACCGUGAGCGGGCAGGCCGAGGCUGAGGACGUCCUCGCGGCGGUCCGCCCCACCACCUGCCUCGUGACCAUCAUGCUGGCCAACAACGAGACGGGCGUCAUCAUGCCUGUUCCCGAAAUAAGCCAGCGCAUCAAAGCGCUCAACCAGAGACGGGUCGCGGGUGGGCUGCCUCGUGUUCUGGUGCAUACGGAUGCCGCACAGGCGUUGGGGAAGAGGCGCGUGGACGUGGAGGAACUGGGCGUGGACUUCCUCACCAUUGUGGGCCACAAGUUCUACGGCCCCAGGAUUGGUGCACUUUAUGUUCGAGGGCUCGGUAAACUCACGCCCCUGUACCCCAUGCUGUUUGGAGGUGGACAAGAGCGGAAUUUCAGGCCAGGGACAGAGAACACCCCCAUGAUCGCCGGCCUUGGGAAGGCUGCCGAGCUGGUGACGGAGCACUGCGAGGCGUACGAGGCCCACAUGAGGCAUGUCCGCGAUUACCUGGAGGAGAGGCUGCUGGCAGAAUUUGGUAAGAGAAUCCAUUUGAACAGCCGCUUUCCAGGGACAGAGCGGCUGCCCAACACCUGCAACUUUUCCAUCCGGGGACCCCAGCUUCAAGGCUGCAUGGUGCUUGCCCAGUGCCAGACGCUGCUGGCCAGUGUGGGGGCUUCAUGCCACUCGGACCAAGGGGACCAGCCGUCCCCCGUGCUGAUGAGCUGUGGCAUCCCCUUCGACGUGGCCAGGAACGCGCUCCGGCUCAGCGUGGGCCGAGCCACCACCACGGCCGAGGUGGACCUGGUCGUGCAGGACCUGAAGCAGGCUGUGGCCCGCCUGGAGGGCCAGGCCUAGGGCCAGCAGCUGCCCUGGCUCUGGGGGCCACUCGCCAGAGGAAGCCCCUCAGGCCUCCAGGCCGCACCUGAGCCUCUGGGUGGCUGCCCUGGGCGGCUCACGUCUCUGGAUCUUCGCUCUGCCCUGGGCGCUUGGCGCUGGGGCUGGGGCACCUGUGUGCUUUUUCUCCUCUGGACAUUGGUCUGCCUGCCACAUAGACCCUGUGCCCUCACAGGCCCAGGGCACCAGUGCCCACAUAGGAUUCUCUUCUUGUCAAUCGCUGCCAGAAGCCACUGGAUAUGAAUCACUGGGGCUCGUCCACAGCCCCUCCUGGGAGUGGGACCGGCCCGUCGGGACCCCUCUUCCUGGAAGGUGGUGGUUUACCUAGGAGACAAAAUCCAGAUCUUCAUAAUCCAUUGCCAUGAAUUUGCUGCUGUUGUGAAAUAGGAAACUCGCUUUUUGCGUGGCGCAUGGGCUCUCAGGUAGAGUGCUCUCUCUGGGGCCCAUCUCAACCCUUCUCCCGCCUGAGGACAGUGACGCCUCCAGCCUGCCUCCCGCGGUGGUGACUGCUGCCGCUCCUGCCAUCGGAUCUGCCAUCCUCCAGACGGCGCUCCGCUCCUGCCACCCCUGCCUCCCCUGCCACCGGCCCACUCCUGCUGCCUUCCAGCCCUUCCCAGCGGCUCCUUCUGCUCAUUUACUUGGGAUGGGACUCGACCCUCACUGGUCUGGGCUGUGUGCAUGCACAGCCCCUGGGUCAUUCCUGAGGGGGAGUCAGAUCCCCCUGACCUCACCCCACUUUCAUCUUACUGCAAAAGGAUAAGUGACUGGUAGUUACACAAAAACGACUGUCAGGGAAUAACUUCUCACCAUGCGCUUUUUAAGUAAGGUAUAGGAAGUAAGUCCAUGAUGGCGCUGAGGAAAGCAAUUGUCAGAAAUUACAUGAACUAAUUAAAGAUUUCCACACUU
Messenger RNA from Dipodomys spectabilis (banner-tailed kangaroo rat), 2316 nucleotides. RefSeq names its product selenocysteine lyase (gene Scly). Lineage: Eukaryota; Metazoa; Chordata; Mammalia; Rodentia; Heteromyidae. The transcript is spliced from 12 exons. Bases 37 to 1371 code for a protein of 444 amino acids. The record is from RefSeq and is a predicted model, not a curated record.